Messenger RNA from Oncorhynchus nerka (sockeye salmon), 5762 nucleotides. Its product is annotated as phosphatidylinositol 4-kinase beta-like. The record is from RefSeq and is a predicted model, not a curated record. NCBI's taxonomy places the organism in Eukaryota, Metazoa, Chordata, Actinopteri, Salmoniformes, Salmonidae. Gene Ontology annotation, cellular component: membrane; cytoplasm. Gene Ontology annotation, molecular function: 1-phosphatidylinositol 4-kinase activity. The transcript is spliced from 12 exons. Gene Ontology annotation, biological process: phosphatidylinositol phosphate biosynthetic process; phosphatidylinositol-mediated signaling. The coding region runs from base 509 to 3268 and encodes 919 amino acids.
CCUGAUACGCAGAGAGAAGUCACACAACUCAGUUGGGAAGAUUCCAAAGACUCGUGAUUUUAUUCUAGGUUGAGUCUUGGAGAAAGUUGUGACAUAGCAAGUUGAUAUUCGAAUGUUAUUUAUUUCCAACAUUGGUUAUUCUGAGCUUUUCUUUUCAAAUCACACAAUGUAAAGUAGAGACCAUAAACCAUCAUUUGGGUUUAUGUAUGUAUGACUUUGGUACUGAACUGAUAGGACCAAUGACGCAUCAAACGUUGGUUUCAUGCCAAGGGAUGUGUUCGCUCAGAUUCUCUGCCCAUUGAUGUGAUAACGCUGGCGUCAACAGUUCUUUUAAAUAUUUUGAGGCGGAUCCGUCAGCUGGAGGAAGGCAUUUCUUUCGGAAUUUGCGCAGCAUUAGAAUGAGAUUCGAGCUGGGGAGCUAGAGUCGUUCCAAAUGGAAUUACAAAUCAAAUGGAUUGAUUGAGACCCUAAAAUCGACAUUGUUUGUCAAAAAGAUUUGACUGCCGCCAUGGCUGACAUGGAAGUGUCUCUCUCCCCUGCCCAGAUCGAGGCACUUUACCUCAGCCCCUCGCUGUCCUCCACCUCCACAUUUUCCUGCCCUUCCUCACCUGGAUCCUCUUCUUCCUCGUUCUCCUGCUCAGACUGCUCCUCGGACUGCCCCAACCAGCACCAGUCGUCUUCCAGUCCCAGAAGCUCCAGCCCCAGUGGCUGCAGCAGCAGCGACAGCGAUGGCAUGCGGGGCUGCAGCCCUCCUCUGGACAUCAUAUCUGAGGACGCUGUGGUGCUGGACCUGGUCAUCAAUCCCGAAGUGGCCUUGAAGGCUUGCCAGGAGGUCCUGCAGAAGGUCAAACUCCUGAAGGUUGAGGAAGAACCGGAGUUGUUGCAAAAGUGCAGCCCACAAUGGCGGCUGCCCAAAGAGACCGUAUACGUGGAGCCUUGCAACACGGGUUCCACUAAAGAGGAAGAACGAUGUUAUUCUCCUCAACAAAUAACGCAGAAAUGCCCUCCGUCACAACAGCCUUGUGACACAGGUUCGAUUAAAGAGGAGGAGGAAGAAGAAAAGCGUGACCCUCCCCGACAAAUUACGCAGACAUGCCCUCAGUCGCAACAACAGAAUGGCGACCAGUCCUCUGCGGCGGCCAAGCAGUCCUUGCUUUUGCGGCUCUUUGAAUCGAAGCUCUUCGACGUCUCCAUGGCCAUGUCCUACCUGUACAAGUCCAAAGAGCCCGGUGUCCAGGCCUACAUUGGCAACCGCCUCUUCAGCUUCUCAGACGAAGACGUGGACUUCCACCUGCCCCAGCUGCUCAACAUGUACGUCCACAUGGACGAGGAUAUGGGCGACGCCAUCCGGCCCUAUGUGGUGCACCGCUGCCGCCAGAGCAUUGCCUUCUCCCUGCAGACGGCAUGGCUGCUCGGCGCCUACUCCUCCGACAUGCACAUCUCUACCCAGCGCCACUCUCGCGGCACCAAGCUGCGCAAGCUAAUCCUCUCAGAUGAAUUAAAGCCCCAUGCAGCUUCUAAAGGUGUGGGUGCUGCGGAUGCCAGGCCUGGCCUGCGGGUCGGUGCCCGCAUUCACCACCACCAGCGGCACACCAUGAAGCCGUCCCUGGCCCCCGACAGCCAAAUCAACCCCGCCCAUGCCUACCUCUCGCCUUCCAAGCGGACACACCAGCGAUCCAAGUCAGACGCCACGCAUUGCACGAGCCUGGUGACUAGCCUGAAGAGAACAGCCAGCAACCCCAAGGUGGAAAGCGGCUACGAUGAGCCGCUGCGCCUGACGCCGCAGAGGGAGUUCAUCAAGUCUCUGAUAAGCAUCGGAAAGCAGCUGGCCACACUGCCCACCAAGGAGCAGAAGACCUGGCAGCUCAUCUCAGAGCUGUCACAGCUCAACCACAAGCUGCCCGCCCGCGUCUGGCUGCCCACUGCAGCCUUCGACCACCACGUGGUGCGCAUGCCCCACACACAGGCCGUGGUGCUCAACUCCAAAGACAAGGCCCCAUACAUCAUCUACGUGGAGGUGCUGGAGUGCGAGAGGUUCGAGACAUCCGGCAUUCCCCUGCGCAUCCCAGAGACGCGCAUCCGCAGUGCCCGCUCUGCGGACAACCUCCUCCCGGAGUGCAUUGGCAUCACAGCCGAGCAGCGCGCCGUCAGCUUCUCCACUGUGCCCAACUACGACAACGACGACGAGGCCUGGUCCGUGGAUGACAUUGGCGAGCUGGAAGUGGAGCUCCCAGAAGGCCACACCAGUAGCAGUGACAACAUUUCCCAGUUCUCUGUGGACAGCAUCACCAGCACGGAGAGCAAGGAGCCUGUCUUCAUCGCCGCCGGCGACAUCAGGCGACGUCUGUCAGAGAACCUGGCCCACACCCCCACAACGUUCCGGAAAGAUCCAGAGGACCCGUCCGCUGUGGCGCUCAAGGAGCCCUGGAAGGAGAAAGUCAGGCGGAUAAGGGAGGGCUCCCCUUACGGUCACCUGCCAAACUGGCGGCUGCUGUCAGUCAUCGUGAAGUGUGGGGACGACCUGAGGCAAGAGCUACUGGCCUUCCAGGUGCUCAGCCAGCUACAGUCCAUCUGGGAGCAGGAGCGCGUCCCCCUGUGGAUCAAGCCCUAUAAGAUCCUGGUGAUGUCAUCAGACAGCGGGAUGAUUGAGCCUGUGCUGAACGCUGUGUCUCUGCACCAGGUGAGGAAGCAGAGCCAGCUGUCUCUGCUGGAUUACUUCCUGCAGGAGCAUGGCAGUUAUACCAACGAGGCCUUCCUCACCGCCCGGCGCAACUUUGUGGAGAGCUGCGCCGGCUACAGUCUCAUCUGCUACCUGCUGCAGGUUAAAGACAGACACAAUGGAAACAUCCUCCUAGACUCGGAGGGCCACAUCAUCCACAUUGACUUUGGCUUCAUCCUGUCCAGCUCUCCCAGGAACCUGGGCUUUGAGACCUCUGCUUUUAAGCUCACCAGCGAAUUUGUGGAUGUGAUGGGAGGCCUGGAUGAAGACAUGUUCAACUACUACAAGGUGCUGAUGCUCCAGGGCCUGAUAGCUGCUCGCAAACACAUGGAGAAAGUGGUCCAAAUAGUGGAGAUCAUGCAGCAAGGCUCUCACCUGCCCUGCUUCCAUGGCUCCAGCACCAUCCGCCACCUGAAGGAGCGUUUCCACAUGAGCCUGACGGAGGAGCAGCUACAGGUGCUGGUGGAGCAGAUGGUGGAUGGCUCCAUGCGCUCCAUCACCACCAAGCUUUACGACGGCUUCCAGUACUUCACCAACGGCAUCAUGUGAACAGUUCCACACCGAACUCUACCACAUGGGACAACCACAUGUGCGAGCAAGCGAACAUGCAUAUAAAGAUGGUGGUAACCUGUGCAUAUGGACUCACGCAUGUGUGCUUGCUAUAGCAGCACAUUUAGGAAAAUGGACUCUUGUAUAGACAAGUGCAACAAGGUCCUGUUUGCGAACUAUGUAUGUUCUUUGUCUUAGACGGACCUCUGUUUUCCCCCUCCUUGUUUUGGCCUUGUGGAGGGGGGAGUCCGCACCUUCUCUCCCUCUUGUCCUCCUAUCCAUAGGACUUUUAGCGCAUUGACUGUUCUAAAACGAGGCAUAACGCACAUUUCAAAUCACACACGAAAAGGAUUAAGUAUCAAUAUCGGAGGAGGUACUUCAUUGAAAAGGGGGAGGGGCAACACUGGAGAGGGAGUGGUCUAUAUUCAGAGGAGCCAAGAAGACUUUUAUCAGAAUGGAUGGAAGACGAAUAACUGUGGACCAAUUGUGCAAGAGCGUCACAAAGCAGUGCAUAUUGAAUAUAUUGACUUAUUUUUGUUCUUAGAGAGCAAAAUGGACUUUGAGAAGCCACUGUGUAACGACAAAGAAAGCACAAGACAUAUCAUUUGCGGAGGUUUUCUAAUGGACAUUUUCUUUGUUCUCUGAAAAUUCCUAUGGUUAUCAAGAAUGAGCCAGCCCGAAGAGAGGGGGGAAAAAGGACUAUUAAAAACCAUUGGUGUAUGAGUGUUAUCUGUCAGGGAAAACAACUCCUUAAUCCAAGGUUUAAUGCAUUUUGAACAAUGUUUAAACUGGAAAGUUGUGAACUAGGACCAACUCAUCUCUUAUUAGGGGUCCAAGCAUAUGCAGCAAAGCUGCUGGUUGUAUGUGUUUUUGUUCCCAUCCUUGAUAACAGGUGCAGUUUCAUUUCAAUCUGGGUUUUGGACAACUGGGGCUCGUUCAGUAGAGCACAUCUGUAACACAUUUAGUGUUAUAGAUAGAAAUACCAUAAAAUAGAAAGUUCUUUAUCUCAGUUCUCCAUGGACUCUUGUCCGUACUGAAUAAGCAUCACAGACUAUCAGGAAAGGGCAGAAUGUUUUACCAUUUAAUAUGCCGACUGUGUUAUACCAACAUGCAUCAUGUAGAACUUUACUUUGCUUGUUUCACUCUUUAAACCACCAUACUUGAAGGAACGCUAGCAUAGUGAUGAGCCUCAUGCACUUAUGUUGAACCAAAAUGGCUACCUGUGGUUAAAUUUAUGCAAACACUCAACAUUGAUGUUCCACUAAUUUCUAACGAAAUGUGAUUAUUAAUGCAUUAUUGUUGUAUGGUUUGUUAACUUAGGUUGCAUAUUUAAAGAAUGCUCAACACUUUCCUCUCUGGUUGGCUCAGAUGCAUUCCUGUGAAUAACUCUGGCAGAUCUAGAGCGAGGGUUGUCCUUGAGCAGAUUAUGUAAAUAAUGGGAGUGAUUUCUCAUUCCUGUCCGUUUGUCUUGGUCUGUUUUAUUUCUCCUUUUGUUUUGAACAGUAUGAGCUCACUAUCACAAGUCAACUUCCUUCAUGUGAAUUUUUUUAUUAUACUCUACUAAACUUUUUUUUUUCUUUUUUUCCUUGCGGUCUCAAACACACAUGUAUUGAAGAGAGUGGUUUCAAGAGCUACAUGCUUGGAUAGCCUAUAACUUAUAUUACCUGCUCAUGUUUGAAAGCUGAGUCGUUGGUGGGGGGGCUUUUGUGUGUAGCAAAAGUGACAACUUUUCUCUCAUGCAGUCAUUCCUGUGAGAGAACCGAUGCCUUGACGUAUGAGCGGUACAACUUUUAUCAAUGCAACAGUUGGGACAAGGGCAUGCAGGUCAUGUACCCAGGAAGUGCUUUUAUCAGAAGUUUAACACUCCCGCUUACUCUUCUCUAAACACUACUACUGCAUUGCUUUUUCCUUCAUUAAUUCCAACCCUAACCUUAUUCUAUAAAGUGCAUUUUAUCUUUGCUGGAGCGGGUGCUGUCCGUCAAACCUUUUGUGUUGAUUUUGAUGCCUCCCCAUUGAGAAGCAGAAUUUUGUCCUUGUCCAGUGUCACACCAGGUACAUGCUUGUCCAGUGUCACACCAGGUACAUGCUUGUCCAUUCAGAUGACACUGAGGCCAAGGGCUAAAUUCAGUGCAGAACGAUGUUCAGACUGCUCCAGAUAGAAAUGUAUUGUAUAGAUCACUUGUUUUCAAAUAGAAAGUGAUGUCUGCUCUAUAUGAAUGUUUGCCUUCUAAGUUCUGAACAUUGUGCCCUCCUGAAAGAGACAUGGGUUUUAUACAGAAUUGGUCCACACCAAGCAAAGCAUUUUUUCCAGGAAUUAACUAUGGUUGAUAUGGAGUGCCUUUGUUCUUGAUACUAAAGACAUUUAGAAUGUACAGGGGAAGCAAUUGUCCACUUUACAUUGUAUCAAAACACUUAAGCUUCCUGAUUGUUUAACUUUUCAUUUGUGGUUGAGACUAAAUGCAUGACUCAUUCAAUAAAUCAAAUUGUUUUUUAA